AUGCAGCCUGCACGAGUGGAUGCGCGCCUCUGCAUCCAGCCUGCAAAGUCCGAGGCCAUGAUUUUUGCACUACGCCUGCGGCCGGAGCACAUGGCCAGCUCGUGCACACCUACAGGCUGCCGCUCUCACUCCCAUUCCCAUUCCCAAAAGCCGAGUGGUCCGGCGAAGGGAGCAACAGCAAAGGCCUUUCGCCAUGCGCACCUACAAUCCCUAAACCCUCGUCAUCAAAGCAGCUCCCAUGCAUCACCGCACGCUUUUCUCUUUGCCCGUUCGCAAUCGGUACCGUGGGCCAAAGAACUGCAAACAGUCCACGCCUCUACAUGCAGUAACAUGCAGUGCCUGGUCAUGUCCUGGGAGGCCAAUACUAUGGCUGGCCGGUGGCCAGUGCCGCCCACCGACGACUACCUUCGCAUGUCGGCCCCCAUUGAGAUGCUCCAGGUACAAUCGGGGAACCGAUGUCCGUUAUACCAAAAUGGUCUCGAGGGAUUCACAGACGUAGCGUUUGUGUAUCUGCAGCAAAGGCCCCUCGUCCGCUUCCUCCACGUCUCUGUUCGCAACGUCUUACACUUCUCCCACGGUGAACGCGUAACCCUCUGCACAAAGUCUGGAGGCGGUCAAUGGCCGAUUCUCUCCAUGCAUCGCAAUACACUUCUCGAUCUCGAUCGGCCUAUAGGAACCUGCCUCAGCUGGCGCUGCUUAUGUCGACGAUAUCUCCAUGUCACGUCCAGACUUUUGACCCCCGACCGGAGCAUUUGUACUGACGACAUAGGCCGCUGUUGCUCCCUGCCGCAUGUGCUCGGUGCUGUUCGUGUGGCAAGCUCUGACUGGCUAGAGGAUAAGAAUAUGUCCGUCAUUAUCGUGGAUGGCGUCGUCUCCACCCAGCCGAACAGGUCGUUACCCCUUGUCUUAAUACCGCUGAAACAAGACCUCAUAUUCGGAAAGUGCUCAUCACUUUGA
This is a messenger RNA of Plenodomus lingam JN3, 957 nucleotides long. NCBI's taxonomy places the organism in Eukaryota, Fungi, Ascomycota, Dothideomycetes, Pleosporales, Leptosphaeriaceae. The record is from RefSeq and is a predicted model, not a curated record.